UGAAGAUAUUAUCAUUACGGUUCUUCACUAUGACUUUCCUCAUCUACCUUCUGACAAGGAUUGACUUGCUGCUGUGCUUUACAACAUGUGUUGUAUUAUUUUUGUACUGGAUCAAUGGAUCUAAGAAGAGCAAUGGAAAGAUGCCUCCAGGUCCUAAACCUUUUCCUUUAAUUGGGAACCUCAAUCUGGUGAACUUGAAAAAGCCACACGAGUCACUAAUGGAGCUCUCUGAAAAGUAUGGAGAAAUCUUCACUGUACACUUUGGACCUAGAAAGAUUGUGGUGAUCGCGGGAUACAGUGCUGUGAAGGAUGCCCUGGUCAACCGAGCUGAUGAUUUUGGAGAAAGAGCCGAUGUACCAAUCUUCAAGCUUUUAUUUAAAGAAAGAGGUAUAACAUUUAGUAAUGGAGAACUUUGGAAAGCUUUAAGGAGGUUCGCACUCUCAACCCUUCGAGACUUUGGAAUGGGGAAGAAAACAAUAGAAGCCAAAAUACAAGAUGAAUUUAUUGCUCUUAUAGACAAUUUCAAGUCACACAAUGGGAAGCCAUUUGACACAAACAUCAUAAUGAACAGCGCAGUGUCUAAUGUCAUCUGCUCUAUAAUGUUUGGGAAAAGGUUUGAAUAUGAUGACCCAGUGUUUAAAAAAUUAAUUGAAAUGUUUGGUGAAAAUGCCAAGCUGGUAGGCACUCCCAAGAUUAUGAUAUAUAACUACUUUCCUCGCAUAUCGGCUUUUCUUGGCAUGCAUAAUAAAGUCGAGCAAAACACAAAGGAUGUUUGUGAGUUUAUUUCAAAACGCAUUAAAUAUCAUAAAAAGGAGUUUGAUACAAAUGCUAUCUCUGGAUAUCUUGAUGCAUACCUUAUGAAGCAGGAGUCAGCCAAAGCUGAAAAGUACUUUGAUGAUGAAAAUCUGCUCCACUCAGUUCUGGAUCUCUUUGCAGCAGGGACAGAGACAACAUCUACAACACUACGCUGGAGCAUUUUAUUGAUGAUGAAGUAUCCAGAAAUACAAAAAAAGGUACAAGAGGAAAUACGGACACAUAUUAAACAAGGUCAUUUGCCUACAGUGGAUGAUCGGAGGAAUAUGCCUUAUACUGAAGCAGUAAUACAUGAAAUUCAGAGGUUUGCUAAUGUUGUGCCUCUGAAUUUGUCACACACAACUCCAAGUGAUGUGUAUUUUCGGGGAUACUGCAUUCCAAAGGGUACAGAGGUCAUUCCUUUCCUUACAUCUGUUUUGUAUGACAAGACACAAUGGAAGACUCCUUAUGAAUUUAACCCAAAUCACUUUUUGGAUGCUAAUGGGAAGUUUGUAAAACGAGAUGCAUUUAUGCCCUUCUCUGCAGGAAGAAGAGCUUGUGUUGGAGAAGGUUUAGCCAGAAUGGAACUUUUCUUGUUUUUUACUGGCCUUCUGCAAACCUUCACAUUCUACCCACCUCCUGGAGUCUCCAGAGAAGAUAUCAAUCUGAAGCCAGGGAUUGGUUUCACUUUAGUCCCUAUGCCACACCUAGUAUGUGCAAAGCUGAAUUAUGAAUGAAGGACAGCUAAAGGCAGCACUUUUGUUUUGUAAACUAUGCAUUUUAACUGUUAUGCUUUGAUAUACACUUUGAAUAUAACUUUUGUACUUUUAAAGAUGCAAUAGUAAAACUGUUAAGAAUCAG
Rana temporaria (common frog) is the source of this 1653-nucleotide messenger RNA. RefSeq names its product cytochrome P450 2K1-like. NCBI's taxonomy places the organism in Eukaryota, Metazoa, Chordata, Amphibia, Anura, Ranidae. Gene Ontology annotation, biological process: xenobiotic metabolic process. Gene Ontology annotation, molecular function: heme binding; iron ion binding; oxidoreductase activity, acting on paired donors, with incorporation or reduction of molecular oxygen, reduced flavin or flavoprotein as one donor, and incorporation of one atom of oxygen. The transcript has 9 exons. Gene Ontology annotation, cellular component: cytoplasm; intracellular membrane-bounded organelle. The record is from RefSeq and is a predicted model, not a curated record. The coding region runs from base 30 to 1529 and encodes 499 amino acids.